GGAAAAUCCAUAGCAGAAUCAUUCAAGUUUUGGGUAAUUUGUUCAGAGAAAAUGAGACAGAAAUAGUUGUAACGAGAUUUCUACCUGGUGAUGACCAAUGACAUCGAAUCCUCAAACAAAUGACACCCAAACACAAAGUAAACCCCAACAUGACUUGGUUUUAUAUGUUCACUCCUAUUAAUGGUCAACAUUCAUCCUCGUACCAAAGUCUUCAUAUGAUAAUUGAUUAAUUCAUCUUUGUUGGCUACAAAUAUCUAACUUCUAAGGGUAUUCAAGGAGAAAGCAGAAGUUAGACUUGGAAGGAAAAGCCAAUUGAUAUUGCAUCACAAUCACCCAUAUAUCAAAUACAUAAGCUUAAGGAUUCACAUUCACUUGUCGGAAUAAUGGACAUGCAACAUGUGAAAGAUCAAUACUUGAAACGACACGUGACUACAGGAUGUUACGACGUAGAUGUGUCAAAUCCCAAUUCAGUUUGGAAAAGUGAAACCGUCCUGUAUUUCUACCUUCCGACGUUUGCAGCCCAAGUUGGUUUUAUGUUGUUCUCAACUCGUUGCUUGUACUAUAUCCUCAGACCCUUAAACCAACCUCGUCUUGUUGCUGAGAUUUUGAUGGGGUUUCUGAUAAGUCCAGAACUAUUUGGAUCAUCAGCAUUAUCAGAGGUUCUCACGCCUAUAAAAUCAAUCCUAACUACUGAAACCAUAUCAUAUGUGGGACUCAUUUAUUCCGUCUUCCUGGCUGGCUUGGACAUGAACUUUGACACAAUCUUAGGAGCAAAAAAGAAGGCCACAAGCAUUGCCAUUGCUGGAAUUGCGAUUCCAAUGAUAUUGGGGAGUUUCAUAUACGCUUUAGCUCAAACUAUGUACAAGGGACAUCCGGAGUAUUUGGCAGAAUUCAACACAAUCAAGGCCUAUAUAUUUUGGACCUUAAUUUAUAGUGUCACAGGUUUUCCUAUGGUUAGUCACAUCCUUGCAGAUCUCAAGCUUCUCUAUACAGGACUUGGCAGAGUGGCCUUAACAACAGCCAUGAUCAGUGACUUCUAUAAUUGGGUCAUGUUUGCAUUGUUGGUUCCAUUUGCCAUUAACGGUGAAACUGCCAUCUACUCGGUGCUGUGCACCAUAGGUUUUGUCCUAUUCUGCUUCAUUGUUAUCAGACCUCAUUUGGUGGAGUUAAUAGUGCGCAAAACCAAUAAAAAUGAGUGGGACAAUUAUGGUUUGCUAUUUGUAGUCAUGGGGGCCUAUGCUUGUGCACUUGUUACAGAUCUCCUAGGGACACACCCUGUUGUUGGGGCUCUAGUGUAUGGAAUAAUGAUACCUCGUGGUAAGUUUACUCACAUGCUGAUAGAGAAGUCUGAGGAUUUUGGUGUUGUUUAUCUGGCACCAUUGUUCUUUGGUAGCAGUGGCAUAAGACUCAGAGCAAUAUAUGUUUUAAAAACUCAAGGUUUGGGCCUGGUGCUUCUAAUUUUGAUCCUGUCAUGCAUCCCAAAGAUUAUAAGCACUGUAGUAGUCACUCGCUUUUAUGGCAUGUCUGUUCUUGAUGGUGUGGCUAUUGGACUCCUUAUGAACACCAAGGGCAUCUUACCAAUAUUAAUGCUCAACAGUGCCUGGGACAAGCAGAUUUUGAGUGUGGAAUCCUUCUCGAUUUUGACCGUGGCUGUUCUCAUAAUGACCAUGAUGGUGCCUCUAAUCAUCAAUGCCAUAUACAAGCCAAGAAAGCUAUACAGGCAAAAUAAACUAAAGACUAUACAGAAUUUAAAGGCCGAAUCAGAGUUGAGAAUUCUAGCUUGUGUCCAUAACCCUCGCCAAGCCUCAGGAAUGAUCAACAUCCUUGAACCAUACCACACCACAAAACUUUCCCCUUUACACGUGUUUGCACUUCAGCUUGUAGAACUAACAGGGAACACCACAUCCCUUUUGGCAACACACAUCAACCAGCACAACCAACAACAAAGCGGUUCACAAGCACUCACCAAAGCACAAGAAGAUUUGGAAAGCAUCGUCAACAUUUUCCAAGCAUUCACAGGUACAAAAGAGAACACAACAGUUGAAACCUUUGCAGCUGCAUCUACCUACUCAACUAUUCAUGAGGACAUAUACAAUGUGUCACAAGAGAAGCAAGCAAACCUCAUGCUACUUCCCUUCCACAAGCAUUCAAACAUAGAGGGCAUUCUAGAGUUAACCAACAAUACAUUCCAAGACGUGAACCGAAAUGUGAUGAGGGAUGCACCUUGUUCUGUUGGAAUCUUUGUUGACCGUGGACUAGGGUCAUUGUUCAAAGUCAACUUACGUGUGCUAAUGAUUUUCAUUGGUGGACCUGAUGACCGUGAAGCCUUGGCUGUUGCAUGGAGGAUGUCAAAGCACCAAGGGGUUCAACUUUCUGUUGCGAGGAUCCUCAUGCUUGGAGAGGCUGCAGAAGUUGAUAUGUUGAACAAUGUUGAGUCUCGUAACCGUGGACUAUUAUCUGUGGUGCUAGACAAUGAGAAGCAGAAGGAGUUGGAUGAUGAGUAUGUGAGUGCAUUUAGACUCAAGGCAGUGAGCAAUGAGGAUUCUAUAAAGUAUUCAGAAAAAGAGGUUCAUUGUAGUGAUGAUAUUCCUCGUGUGCUUAAUGAGUUUGACCAAAAUGGUUAUGAUUUGUACAUUUUAGGACAAGGGGCAGGUAGGAACUCUUUGAUCAUGACAGAGUUGAUGCACUGGACUGAUUGUCCGGAACUUGGUGUUAUAGGGGACAUGGUGGCAUCAAAUAAUUUUGGUUCGUGUUCUUCACUGCUUGUUGUACAGCAAUAUGGUUUUGGUGGAAUGGUAUUUGAGAAUAAUAAUGCCUCACACCGUUCUAGAGAAGUGAAUCCAAACCAUGAUGAAUCUGAGUCUCAUGCUGUUUAGGAAGAAUAGAUGGCUGUUUAUUGGACAAACCAUAUGCCACCCAAAGAAGAGAAAAACUGUGCGUAGUUUUGUCAGAGGCUGGGAAUUGUUUGUUCGAGUAGGUGGAAAAUUAGGUGGAUUGUUGGAGAACGAAAAUAGAAUGAAUUUUCACACCAUUCUUUCUACAUGUCAACUCUUUUAUUUUUAUUUUUAUGAGAUGUUAGGAAUGAUGCCAACAAUAACAAAAUGAGAUGUUAUUCAUUCUAUGACA
Molecule: messenger RNA, 3126 nt
Organism: Cajanus cajan (pigeon pea)
Lineage: Eukaryota; Viridiplantae; Streptophyta; Magnoliopsida; Fabales; Fabaceae
Source: RefSeq, a predicted model, not a curated record